GUUUUCUAGACGCAUUGUCUUGGCUGGGAAGUUGGAGUGUUAUCUCCUUUGGGACUUUGUAGACUGUUUACACAUAUCAAUACACUGUUGAUUGUGUUCUUGAUCUUGAUUUCUUUUGAUGAGCUAGAUUCUUGUUCGAAUUACUGUAUUCUUUCCUGCGUAACUCUAUCAUUGGCAUCAGAGCCUCGUCGAAGCCGUGAAUGGUUGGAACGAGGAAGAAAAUGGAGGGAUGAAUAACAGAGAUUGAAAGGAACAUUGACAGAAAUCAUAAGGAAUCAAAUGCGAAGUUCGAGGAAGUGAUAGCGAUAAUGCAGGCUGGCUUCGUGGAGAUUAAGAACCAGAAGACAGAUCGAUCGAGGAGUCGAUCGCAUCAGUCUACUACCUCGCAUCACACUGCUCAUCACCGACAUAUGAAGAACAACGACAAUUCAGAUGAUUCGGAUCAUCACUCCGAUCAUUCUGCAUCGCAUAGUAAUCGCGAUCCACACAGGAAUCACAGUCGUCAUCAUCCGGUAGGUAGAAAAUUUGACCUACCAAUUUCAACGGAAAGGAUGUGUUUGGAUGGUUAGUAAGGAUGAAUCGGUACUUCCGAUUGAACUGUACAGAGGAAGAGGACAAAAUUGAUGUUGCGGUUGUGGCCAUGGAAGACCAAGCUCUGAGUUGGUUCCAAUGGUGGGAGGGACAAGCUCAGCCCCAGAAUUGGGAUACUUUUACUAGUGCUCUAUCCAGACAUUUUCAGCCAAAUAUGGUGCAAGAUCCUUUGGGGCCUCUAUUCAGUUUGAAGCAGAAGGGAACUAUACAGGAGUAUAGAGACCAAUUUGAGACCUCCAUAGCUUCCCAAGGUCACUUAACUGAAGAAGUUCUGAGAGGAUUUUUUCUCAAAGGAUUAAGGAGGGAUAUCAGGGCUGAAUUGAAGUUAUACUCUGCAAGAUCCUUGGCUGAGGUAAUGGAUAAAGCUACUUUAAUUGAAAACAAUAAUAUUGAAUCCAUGUUUGUAAAGAACAGAGAAGAAGGAAGGAAGAGAGGACAUGGCAUGAUGAAUCAGCAGAAUACAAGCCAAAACUAGGGUGAUGGGAGCAGGUGGAAAAGUUACCCUACUACUUCUACAACUGUGAGUAAAUAUUCAGGGGAUAAUAAACUCAUUAAUGAAGAUAAAGGUUAGAAUAUUAAGAGGGAGGGUCCCAGAUUAUCCAAGAGUGAGUUGCUAGACAGGAGUAGAAAAGGAUUGUGUUUCAAAUGUGGGGAACUUUGGGGUAAGGGACACAUCUGCAAAAUGAAGAAUUACAAGAUGAUUUUGGUUGAACAAUCUGAAGGAGAAAAUGAAUCAGAAGGGGAGAUAUUUGAAUCUGAAGAUGAAGGAGAGGAUCCCAGGAAACUUAAAACUAUGCAAUUAUCAGUUUUAAGUAACGAGGGAAUUCCUUCCAUGAAAACUUUUAGAGUGAAAGGAAUGUUGAAGUGGAAAUAUGGGGAGAAAUAUGUCAAUAUACUGAUUGAUUGUGGUGCCACCCACAAUUUCAUGGCAAAGAGUUUAGUGGACAAGUGGAAGAUCCCUUUUACUCCUAUUCAAGGAUAUAAGGUACAAAUAGGGAAUGGAGAUUUUAUCCCUAACAGUGGCAGGUGCAGUGGGGUGAAAUUGGUUGUGCAGGGGACUGUUAUUCAACAACCACACUACAUUUUGGAGUUAGGAGGCGCAAAUGUGGUUCUAGACAUGGAGUGGUUCACUGAACUGGGUAAUAUGGAGGUGAACUUUCAGAAUCAAGUGAUAAAGUGGAGGAAAUAAGGGCAGAACCAUGUGAUAAAAGGGGAAAGAGAUUUGAACAACUUGGAUGCACCCUUAAAAACCAUGCUACACAUUUGAACAACUUGGAUGCACCCUUAAAAACCAUGCUACACAUUUUACAAUAGACAGGGGAUGGCCACUUGAUGUACUAUGAAGGUCAGAUUAGUACAUGAGUACAUGGGGACAUGAUAGAAAGGGAGAAGAAGAUUGGGAAGGCAUCAUUACAGAAUUUCAAGAAGUUUUCACAAUAGCUGCAGUUCCCUCCUAUAAGAAGCUGUGAUCAUGCAAUAUAAACAUCAAAGAAGGAGCAACUAUUCCAAAUUUAAAGCCUACGGGUAUUCAUUUGAUCAGAAAAAUGAAAUAGAGAAAAUCAUUGGUGAAAUGUUAAGUUCUGGAAUCAUUAAGCACAACAACAGUCCCUAUAACAGCCCUAUUUUAUUGGCCAAAAAGAAGGAUGAGGGUUGGAGGUUCUGUGGGGACUAUAGGGCCUUAAAUAAAAUAACUGUGCCUAACAAAUUUCCCAUCCCAGUUAUAGAAGAAUUGCUUGAUGAAUUAGGUGGUACAAUCAUCUUUUCAAAACUGGACCUCAAAUCCGGAUAUCAUCAUAUUAGAAUGAAGGUCAAUUUUGGAGAUUAAAAAUAAUUUUCUUCAAAAAAUGUCAUUGACUUUGGAUGCAGCGAGUUGGCUUCGUGAUUCAAUUGCAGGUCUUCUUCAUGGAAACAAAUGGAUUUAUUCGAGGCACAACAGGCUUUUGAGUAUUAACCUUGCAAGUAAUAAUUUUGGAGAGUUCCUUCGUAUCUCUCAAACCAAGGGACGUCUACUAAUUAUCCCAACCGGCAACAAUUUUUCGGGAUUAUCUGCUUUUUUUAAUAUGCUAGAUAAUACACUUUCAUCAUCAGGGAGAUUUGAUCCAGACCCUCUUACGACCUAUGAGGAGCAAAGCUCGUCUGUAGAUAUCUCUAUCUCAAAGCUUCUUAUUCAGGCUGAUUUGGAAAACCCUAAGGAACAAAAAUUGGAGGAAUGUGAUAUCUUUUCUGGAAAUCACAAGAUCAUUGCCUUUUCAGAACAUUCAGAUAGAUAUUUUUCAGGGGACAAAUUUAUUGGUCAUGCCUCGGAAAGCGACAAGAGACCGCCGAACGUGUUGGUAGAGGACCUUUGGGACGCUGACACAAAUACAAAUAUUUGCAAGAAGGCUCUCCUAAUCACUCAGGAUAAUUGUCUUCCGACCGAUAAUUUAAACACUCAGAUCAAAAUCUAUCAGAAAAGAAAGAAAAAUCGGCGAUUGCAUUCAAUGACCACCAGAUCACAAUCUCGAGGUUUUGGUAUCCAUUGGGAAGAAGAAGAUUGGAGUGGCUCCGAGUAUUAUUAGUCCUUUUUUUUCAUUUUCACUUUGUAUUUUUAUCUAUUUGUUCUUUGCUCUUUUUAUUCCUUCUGUUCUUGUUCUUUUUUCUGUACUUUUUUAUUAUCUAAUAAAAUUUACUUUGCAUUAAAAAAAAGCCUUUAGAA
Molecule: messenger RNA, 3286 nt
Organism: Cuscuta epithymum
Lineage: Eukaryota; Viridiplantae; Streptophyta; Magnoliopsida; Solanales; Convolvulaceae
Source: the annotation of a GenBank genome assembly